This is a messenger RNA of Neoarius graeffei (lesser salmon catfish), 2106 nucleotides long. It is a transcript of the gene wdr41, whose product is annotated as WD repeat domain 41. Lineage: Eukaryota; Metazoa; Chordata; Actinopteri; Siluriformes; Ariidae. The record is from RefSeq and is a predicted model, not a curated record. Gene Ontology annotation, cellular component: lysosomal membrane. Gene Ontology annotation, molecular function: protein binding. Gene Ontology annotation, biological process: regulation of autophagy. The transcript is spliced from 14 exons. The coding region runs from base 206 to 1561 and encodes 451 amino acids.
UUGCAAUGUUGAGAAAUUCAGGAAAUUUGGACUGGACUGUAGUUAUACCGUUUUUGUUGAGCUCGUUGUGCGUGUUUCCUUUUAAAUUAGGGGGUUAAAAUAUGAAUGGAUAAGUAAGUGGCUAAAAUAUCUGUGACACAGACGCUGGACGACCGUCUCCGGAUUUAGUGAAGAAUCUGGUCUAUUUCUCUAAAAGCACUGCGUGAUGCUCCGCUGGAUUCUCGGCACUCGUGGCUCACAUGGGUCAGCUGAGAACCGCUGUGCUGCCCUUUGUAUUGGAGAGGAACAGCCCAAGAACUGUUACACUGAACUGCAGGUGCUUAGAGGGCAUUUCGACAUUGUACGAUUUUUGGUGCAGAUUGAUGACUUCAGAUUUGCAUCAGCAGGGGAUGAUGGGAUGGUGCUUGUUUGGAACAUUGAGAGUGGAGAGCGGCUGGUAGAAUUACGAGCUCAUACUCAACAGAUCACAGCUUUAACAGCGUGUACAUGCACCAACCCAGAAAAAACCCUCACAGCCCUUAUAACGGCUUCAUCGGACCGCAUGAUGUAUCUGUGGGAUGCAGACACAGGACACCGACUGCACACCGUGUCCAAUCUACAGUCUUCUGUUAAGUGUGUGUUGGUCUUGGAUCAUCUGGAUGUGUUUCUCUCUGGAGCCAAUGAGCUGUGUGUGUGGAAUAGAGACUUUCAGCUACAGUGUAAGACGGUACAUUACAAAGACUCUGGUAUCACUGCAUUAGUGGAUUUGCCCAAAUGCUGUGUUGCUGCUGCCAUAGACAGAGAGAUUGUAAUCUUCAAAUUGAAUCUGUCUGAACCUGAAAUGUCCAUCUUGGCCAUUCACCAUCUGACUGACCACCAAGACACAAUCCGGACGCUCAUCAGAGUCAACGGUGAUCUGUUUGCCAGUGGCUCUCACAUCGGAGAGGUCAUCCUUUGGGAUACCCUUGACUGGACAAUCCAGGCUUAUGAGCGUAUUUUGUGGGAGGAACCAGAUCGAGAGGGCCAAUCAGAGAUCAGAAUGGGGCAGCAGAAACAGAGUGAAGCAUCCAUUCAGCACCUGCACUCAGAUGGAGAGAGGGUAGUUGCAGCAGUGGGCAGUGGACUGUUUGUCUAUAACGCAAGGAUGAAGACGGUGGUGGCAUAUAGGAAGUUUGCUCAUGACUCUGAUGUUCUAUAUACCACGCUGCUACACAAUGGGCAGGUGAUGUCUUGUUCUGAAGAUGGCAGUGUCAGAAUCUGGGAGUUACAGGAGCUCCCCCUACCUGCAGAGCCUGCCUCCUCAGGGUUUUUCAGCUUGUUCAGCACCAUUGGGAGAUCCAGUAAACAGAGUAGUGUGCCAGCUAAGAAGCUUCUGGAAGUUUCUGGUCUGUGCUCACUGGAGUUGGUUGGUGAUCUGAUUGGUCACUCUGGAGCUGUGCAGAUGUUUCUGAGUUUUGGCAAGAGGGGAGUGGUCACUUGCUCAGCUGAUAAUCUGCUCAUUGUGUGGAAAGACGGAGAAAGAGAGUCACAUCUGCGCAGUUUGGCUCUGUUCCUGAAGCUGGAGGAGAAAGGGUGCCUCUGAACCUUCACACACUCACCCAAAAGCAGUUACGUGAUAUCAAUAGGGUGAGGUGAAGAGGAACAGGAUGCCAGGUUUUCUAAUAUGCAGCCUGCAAAGAACACUGGAUAUUUUUAAAGAAGACACAAAUGUCAUUCAAAGAAAGAGUGCAGAAAACACUUCUUUAAAAAAAAAAAAAAUGAAGCACGAGUACUCAAUACCGGUAGGUGGUGGUCAACUCCACCAUUGGUAUCUCACUCUGAAUGCCCGUGCUGUUUAAUAGAAAUUGUUGUUUGUUGCCUUUUUCUUCCUGCCUUUUUCAUGACAAUAACUGUGACUGAACAAAGAGUAAGAUAUAGCUGUUACUGUAACUGAGCAUGCUAAUAUUUUAUUCAACAGUGAUUUUUCAUUUUCAAAAUGCAAGGCUGCUGCAAGAAAUGCUAUUUAAGCAUUUCUGACAAAUCCUAUUGUAUGGAUGUUUUUAUUUUAUAGUCUAUUCAUUUGAUGAGUUGUAAAUCAUGUCAGUGAAUCUUUGAGGUUGUUUACAUUUUACAUGAUUUGAUUUUUUU